Messenger RNA from Megachile rotundata (alfalfa leafcutting bee), 1762 nucleotides. RefSeq lists its product as uncharacterized. The record is from RefSeq and is a predicted model, not a curated record. Lineage: Eukaryota; Metazoa; Arthropoda; Insecta; Hymenoptera; Megachilidae.
ACGCCUAAACCUAACCUUUAAAAUAGAUAGUAUGGCGUCGUUUUAGUGUAUUGGUUUAUAAAAAGUAUUUGUAAAUAUUUGUAGAUUCUAUGAAACAACGCAAGUGUAAAUCACAAUUAUAAAAUGAAAAAGUCACCAUUAAGUAUGCCAAGUAGCAGCAGACAGAACCAAAAUUGCAAUUGGAGGGUAGAGGAUCAUAAAAAGUGGACAGGUUAUAAUCAUGUUACAAGUGAUAGUUAUGUGUGUAUGUCGACGAACGAGGGCAAACAAUAUACUGGGGAUGAUUUUAUUCCUUUAAAUAAUAGUACACCAUUACCAGAACGAAAUAGGCCCAGUGGUAAUUGGCGGGGUACUAGAAGUCGUAAUCAUCGUAAUUCAGGUAGUGGUGGAUUUAACCAUUACAGGAACAAUUAUCAUUCAACCCCAAAAACAAAUUUCAAUAAUUUGUACUCUCCUUACAAGCACUCUGGUAAACAAUUUUAUGGUCAGAAAAAGGGUUAUCAGAAGGAUGCACAUAAACAGGUUGAUAUAUCUAGCUACAUAGAUAUGACAUCGUUUUUGGAAGAUCCUUGGGCAGAAUUAAUGAAAAAAUUUAACGACUCCAAAGAAGUAAACAGAGAAAUAUCACCUACACUUGAACAGUUGCCUUCCUCAGAUUCAAUUUGUAUAGAUCCGAAACUAAGUUCUGAAAGUGAAUCCGUAAUUGAUAUAGAUGAUUCUCGGUUUAAUUUGAAAUCCAAAAAUGAAUCUUCCAUAGACGUAGCAUUGGGGUUGGAUGAUACGGAUGUUAGCACCAUGUGCAAAACAGAAAGCUCAAUAGAUUUAAAACUCCAGAAUGUAAGAUUCGGUCAAGAAUUAACAAAUGAAAACAAGUGCAGUAAUAAUGGUAGUGUUUGUGAAGAUCUUGGAGAAAGAAAUGUUCAUCUUUCUUGUGGUUCUACAGCGACUGUGAUUCAGGAUCUUGUAUAACAGUAAAACAGAACAGAGUGUGCUUCUAAGGAAAGUAAUUAACUUUUAAUACAGUACGUUGUACUUUAUACAUUGUAAAUAUGAACAAUUGUACAUAGGCGUAGCGAAACCUGUGAAACAGUUGUUUUAGAUUUUUUGGAGUAAUACUCCUCUACUGUAUGAAGUGACAGACUAAUCAAAGUUGUAGCGAUGCAAUUUUUGUUUUUAAAAAUAAUUCUAUUAUAGAAGCAUAUCUAUUAUAUAUGCAGAAUAUAGUGUAUUGAAACUUCUUUCAAAUUAUAUUUUCACAAGAAGGCUGUGAAAAGAUAAGCGUAGUUAACACGAAAGAAAAUAUAUACGUGCAAUUCUCUAAUAUGUACUAAAAGAAGUACAUAUGUCAGAAUACAAGGGAACAGUAAACACCAAUUUUUCACCGAUAGAAUAAGUGGUUAGAAACCAUUGAAGAUCCAUGUAAAGUGUCUAAGAUCUAGCUACGUUUAGUUACAGUUUAACUAUUCGAUGCCAUUGUAUAAAUUAAAUUUAUACAUUCGUUCUGAGUUCUGUUUAUCCAAGAGAUUAAUAAUUCUGCAACUUCUGAUUUAUGCUUUUUAAUAUCAUUGAAUAUCAUUAAUUUUAGUCCGAUAAUAAUAGUUCAUGUAUGCUUAUUCUCGUAACAGCAUAGAAAUGUUACAAAACGUUAAUAGUAUAUAUCUAUAUUAAAGUAACCUUAACAUAGAAUUAAAUGAUUAUUAAUUAUGUGCAAACGCCCACAGUCUUAAUUUCAAAUAUUACCUAUUUAUGCAAUUAUAUAUUU